AUGAGUGAAUGUUUGAAAUAUCAAAAGCCAAAUAAAGAUUGCAUGAUAUAUGCAAUUAUUUCACACAACAUUGAUUUUGUUACUUUCUUAAUGAACGAAUACAAUAUCCAGAUCGAUUUAGAUUAUUGCGGAAUCUAUAAUAAUCUUGAAUCAUUUUUAGUUUAUUUCGAUCAAACUAAUGAUAUUAACCAAUGCUUUGUUUAUUCAAUAAUGUUUAAUGUUCCAUCCCUUUUCGAAUAUUUCCUUUCACAUGGUGCAAAUAUCAAUGAUAAAAACAAAUAUGGACGAACUGCUCUUCAUAUUGCAGCAUCUGAUAAUAGUAAAGAAACUGCCGAAGUUCUUAUAUCACAUGGUGCAAAUAUCAAUGAAAAAGAUGAAAAUGGACGAACUGCUCUUCAUAUUGCAUCAGAUUAUAAUAGAAAAGAAACUGCCGAAGUUCUUAUAUCACAUGGUGCAAAUAUCAAUGAAAAUGAUGAAAAUGGAAACGCCGCUCUUCAUAUUGCAUCAGAAUAUAAUAGUAAAGAAACUGCCGAAGUUCUUAUAUCACAUGGUGCAAAUAUCAAUGAAAAAGAUGAAAAUGGACGAACUGCUCUUCAUAUUGCAUCAGAUUAUAAUAGAAAAGAAACUGCCGAAGUUCUUAUAUCACAUGGUGCAAAUAUCAAUGAAAAUGAUGAAAAUGGAAACGCCGCUCUUCAUAUUGCAUCAGAAUAUAAUAGUAAAGAAACUGCCGAAGUUCUUAUAUCACAUGGUGCAAAUAUCAAUGAAAAAGAUGAAAAUGGACGAACUGCUCUUCAUAUUGCAUCAGAUUAUAAUAGAAAAGAAACUGCCGAACUUCUUAUUUCACAUUGUGCAAAAAAAUAA
Trichomonas vaginalis G3 is the source of this 861-nucleotide messenger RNA. Its product is annotated as ankyrin repeat and SOCS box-containing protein 4 family. The record is from RefSeq and is a predicted model, not a curated record. Bases 1 to 861 code for a protein of 286 amino acids. Gene Ontology annotation, molecular function: protein binding. NCBI's taxonomy places the organism in Eukaryota, Parabasalia, Trichomonadida, Trichomonadidae. The transcript has a single exon.